Solanum verrucosum is the source of this 2599-nucleotide messenger RNA. RefSeq names its product DNA replication licensing factor MCM5. Lineage: Eukaryota; Viridiplantae; Streptophyta; Magnoliopsida; Solanales; Solanaceae. Gene Ontology annotation, biological process: double-strand break repair via break-induced replication; DNA replication; DNA replication initiation. The record is from RefSeq and is a predicted model, not a curated record. Gene Ontology annotation, cellular component: MCM complex; nucleus. Bases 59 to 2272 code for a protein of 737 amino acids. Gene Ontology annotation, molecular function: 3'-5' DNA helicase activity; DNA replication origin binding; ATP binding. The transcript is spliced from 18 exons.
AGAGAGAGUGGAAUUUGAGUCAGAGAAAACGAGAGAUUUCUAGAGAGAGAAAGGAGAGAUGUCUGGCUGGGACGAAGGAGCAGUAUACUACAGCGACCAAGCUCAGUUUCCUCACGGCGGCGGAGCCACCGGAGACGCCGAAAAUGGAGGGACGAGCCGCCACGUCGUACUCCGGAAGUUCAAGGAGUUCAUCAGGAACUUCCCUGAUAAAUCUCAGCCGAAUGUGUUUCCUUACAGAGAAGCUCUUCUCGAGAACCAAAAUUACCUCAUUAUUAACCUUUCUGAUCUCCUUUCCUAUGAACGGGACCAAACCCUACCUGAACUCCUUCGACAGAACCCUGCUGAUUACCUUCCUUUGUUUGAAACUGCAGCAGCUGAGGUUCUUGCUAGUUUGAAAUCAAGGGUAGCUAGUGAAAGUGGAGAAAUGGAGGAGCCGGAGAUUGGUGAAGUACAAAUACUCUUGAGGUCAGAGCAGGAUUCAAUGUCAAUGCGUUCCCUUGGGGCACAAUGUAUAUCAAAGCUGGUCAAGGUAUCUGGGAUUGUUAUUGCUGCAUCAAAGACUAAAGCGAAGGCAACUUAUGUGACCUUGCUAUGUAAGAACUGCAAAAAUGUGAAGAUCGUCCCAUGUCGUCCAGGGCUUGGAGGAGCUAUUGUACCACGUUCUUGUGAUCAUGUUCCUCAGGUGGGGGAGGACCCAUGUCCUAUUGAUCCAUGGGUAGUGGUUCCAGAUAAAAGCAAGUAUGUUGACCAGCAGACACUCAAGUUGCAGGAAAACCCUGAGGAUGUUCCUACUGGAGAGCUGCCAAGAAAUAUGCUUCUAUCAAUAGAUCGUCAUCUUGUUCAAACUAUAGUGCCUGGUACAAGGCUUACGAUAAUGGGGAUCUACAGUAUUUUUCAAGCGUCGAAUUCAUCAACAUCUCACAAAGGAGCUGUUGCUGUUAGGCAGCCUUAUGUUAGAGUUGUUGGAUUGGAAGAAACAAAUGAGGCCAAUUCUCGAGGGCCAGCCAACUUCACAGUAGAUGAGAAAGAAGAAUUCCUGAAAUUUGCAUCCGAUAGUAAUGCUUAUGACAAGAUAUGCUCAAUGGUUGCUCCCUCAAUAUUUGGGCAUGUUGAUGUCAAGAAAGCUGUCACAUGCCUUUUAUUUGGAGGGUCAAGGAAGUUCUUGCCUGAUGGUGUAAGAUUAAGAGGUGAUAUCAACGUAUUGCUCUUGGGGGAUCCCUCAACUGCUAAAUCACAGUUUCUAAAAUUUGUGGAAAAGACGGCCCCAGUAGCCGUAUACACAUCCGGUAAGGGAUCUUCAGCUGCUGGUCUCACAGCUUCUGUCAUUAGGGAUAAUAGCUCUCGUGAGUUUUACCUAGAAGGUGGAGCCAUGGUCUUGGCAGAUGGAGGAGUUGUCUGCAUUGAUGAGUUUGAUAAAAUGAGGCCAGAAGAUAGAGUGGCUAUUCACGAAGCAAUGGAGCAGCAAACGAUUUCCAUUGCGAAGGCUGGAAUUACAACAGUCCUUAAUUCAAGAACCUCGGUGCUUGCUGCAGCUAAUCCUCCAUCUGGACGCUAUGAUGAUCUCAAGACUGCACAAGAUAACAUUGACUUGCAGACAACAAUUCUUUCAAGAUUCGAUUUGAUUUUCAUUGUGAAAGACAUCAGGAAGUACGAUCAGGACAAGCGUAUUGCUAACCAUAUUGUCAGGGUCCAUGCAUCUGCUGAAGCAUCUAGGGAUGACACUAGAACUUCUAAGGAGUAUAAUUGGCUGAAAAGAUAUAUACAAUAUUGUAAGACCAAUUGCCAUCCGCGACUAUCAGAUUCUGCUGCCUCAAUGUUACAAGAAAGUUAUGUCAAAAUUAGGCAGGAUAUGAGGCGACAGUCAAAUGAAACUGGGGAGGCAGCAGCAAUACCAAUUACUGUGCGGCAACUAGAGGCCAUAGUGAGGUUGAGUGAAGCUCUCGCAAGAAUGAGACUCUCCCAAGUUGCAAAUGAAGAUCACGUUUCAGAAGCAAUUAGGCUCUUCAACACUUCCACAAUGGAUGCAGCACGAUCUGGAAUCAAUCAACACAUAAACCUUACUCCUGAGAUGGCAAAUGAGAUAAAGCAAGCUGAAACCCAAAUUAAGAGAAGAAUGGGUAUUGGUAGCCAUAUAUCAGAGAGACGGUUAGUUGAUGAACUGACCAGGAUGGGCAUGAAUGAAUCAAUUGUAAGAAGAGCACUGAUAAUUAUGCAUCAAAGGGAUGAAGUGGAGUACAAACGAGAACGGAGAGUCAUUGUUCGGAAAGCCUAAAGAUUUGAUGUCACAAGUACAGUAUCCCCCAGCCAACUGAUCACAUAAUUUGAUGCCCUUAGGAAAUCAGGCAGAAAUAUUUAAAUUGUGGAUUUAGAUACUGCUUCUCAACACCUCUAUACAUUAGUCUGUACUGAUUAGUGAACUGCAAGUGUAAAAGGUGUAGGAAUGCACAUCCACUCUUGGUCGAAUGGUUGGAGUUAUUUUGAGCAAUCUAAUGUAUUUUAUUUGUGACUGCACCAGAAUGCUGAUGCGUUGUAAACUUUUUCUGCAAUUUCAGCAGGAUAUGUAGAAUUGGUUUUUUAAUGUAAUUUUGAUUUAAACUAA